AUGUUUUCAAGUACAUCUUUUCCACUUAAGCCACUGAUCAUUGGUACGAUGACUGAAGAAGCCUUAGGUUAUGUUUACGGUGAAUUGACUCAACCGCUGUCACCCCUUGGUUAUCUCACAGUCGGACCGAUACUAUUCGGUAGCAACUUUUCCGCAAUUGCUAUGCGCUAUCCACCAGAAGGGUCUGGCGAUCAGCGUCCACUCUUGGCUCGACUUGUUACUCAAUGGGUAUUUGCAUGUCCAACACGUGUCCUUGCUCAUAAAGCAGCUGCCUACUCGUACGUAUUUGGUUAUCCACUUCACACUAUGGGUAUUAUAAAUGCAGGAAUUUGUGAGGCUCGUGCAUGUCAUAGUUAUGAAUUGCCUUUCUUAUUUCAAGCGUUUUGGCUUAAUUUUACUAAUGCCGAUCGAUACAUAUCCCAAACAUUGGCUACCUAUUGGACAAAUUAUGCCAAAAGUAAAAAUCCAAAUCAUCCAGUAAAAGUUCCUUUGGCAUGGUCAAAACUAGCUUCUCAAUCUGAGAAGUAUUUGAACUUUACAGAUCCAGUCCAAAUUACAACAAAUUAUUUGAUGAAUGAUUGUAACUUUUGGGAUGGGAUUGGUUACUACUAG
This is a messenger RNA of Rotaria sp. Silwood2, 612 nucleotides long. The record is from the annotation of a GenBank genome assembly. NCBI's taxonomy places the organism in Eukaryota, Metazoa, Rotifera, Eurotatoria, Philodinida, Philodinidae.